GCGUCCCGGCGCGCGCCGCGGCUCUGAGGAGGACUGCGCAUCACCAGAGUUGGUGCCGAAGUUCGGCCGCGAACGGAUGUGAGGGAAGAAGUGUACCGAGUGAAACUCCCCCACUUCUUUUUCCUCGUCUCUCACCGCUCCGGCGUUUGUGUUUGCUGAGACAAUAGUGAGCCAAAGCCGCGGAAAGUGGUUUCAUGCCUUCAGUCUCGCACAGCCUGAGAUGGACGUGAGAUUUUAUCCUGCGCCCCCGGCAAAUGUGGGUUCAUGCUCUCUACCGACUGAUCCAAGUUGCCUGAGCUCGCUGGACUAUUAUCACUCGAACAAGGCGCGGUACAGUGUGGGUGAACGAGGGGUUAGACUCCACACUGCCCCCCCUUCAGGCAUCUAUCCAUCUAGGAAAAGACUGCCCACUGCUGUGUUUGAUGGUGACAACAUGUACAUGAAUGACAAUAACCAAGAGUUUCGGUCGCCAAACCAGAGCUACUCCAGUCAGGGCAGAGGUAGCAACGGCGGCGGCGGCGGAGGAGGGGGAGCGGGCGACGAAGACUACGAUCCCCCCAUCACACCUCCGAACCACGCCGACCCUUCCCUGCUGCACCUCAUGGAGCACGAGUCAGGGUACCCUUUCCAUUCCCUGCCUCACAACGGCCUGCUCAACACCUACUCCUACCCCGAGCUGCCCGCCCUCAUGAUGUCCAACAUGCUGGGUCAGGACUCUCACCUCCUCUCUGGGCCUAUGCACUCAAUAAGCAGUGAGAAGCGAGCCUCGGCAGAAAUGAUGAAGCCCAAACCCAAACCUCAAAAGAAGAAGAAGAAGGAUCCCAACGAGCCGCAGAAGCCCGUGUCGGCAUACGCGCUCUUCUUCAGAGACACCCAGGCAGCUAAAGGGCAGAACCCCAACGCCACCUUCGGGGACGUCUCCAAGAUCGUGGCGUCCAUGUGGGACAGCUAGGAGAGGAGCAGAAGCAGGGCUUACAAGAGGAAAACUGAGGCGGCUAAGAAAGAGUACCUGAAAGCCUUGGCGGCGUACCGAGCCAGUCUGGUUUCCAAGACAUACAACGACCCUGAACCAAGUGCCCAGCAGACCAGCCAGCCCUCCCACCUGCUGCCCCCGAAGCAGCCCCUGUACAGCGUGCCCCCCCAGCCCUCCUCGCCCUACCUGGGCCCGCCGGGCUCCUUCCCCCUGUCAGACCUCCAGAGCUACGGCGGCCCGCCGCGCCACACCCUGGCCCCGGCCCUCAGCCAGUCCCAGAUGCUCCCGCCCAGCAUGAGUGCCUCUCCCCCCGCACCCUUCCAGAUCAGCCCCCCCCUGCACCCGCACGCCCAGCUCUCCCUGCACCAGAGCUCGCUGCUCAACCAGCCAAUCCGCAUGCAGCAGUCGCAGCCAAUCAUCUCGCACCAAAUGGGGCUCCAGGCACCUCUGCACUCCCCUCCUCUCAGCCAACAGGGAUUCUCCCAUAUCCAGGCUGAUUACCAGAACAGCGUCGGGGGCUCACAGUCUCCAGGGGCCCCCAAUCCAGUGCAUGGCCAGAACCCCGACUGGGAUGGCGAGUACUGCAACAGAGACUGUGGACCCAACCAUUGCGGCAGUGGCAUGGGAGCUCGGGACAAGCCUCUCUACCUCACUUGAAGUUGAAAGACCUCCAAAUGUCAGACUCCAGGGAGCUUUCCUACAUAACAACAACAUCAUCGAUGUAUCUGCUUCUACACCAUUCUCUUCUUCUUUUUUCUUUUUUUUUCUUUUUUUCUGAUGGAUUUUGAAAAUCCCAAAGACUGCUACAGUAACUUCACCUAUUUGCCAAGCACUUAGAUCGGCCAGAAGCCUGAGGCAUCGCGCUUGCUUUUUUUUUUUUUUUUUUUUCUUAUCAGCGAACUUUCCAUUUUUUGAGAGGGCAGCGAGCUUUAAGCUCAUGCCAGCAUUACUGGAAAUGAAGACCAAAAAAAAAAAAAGAAAAGAAAAAAAAUGUCUUCUCAUUUUGUUUUGAUUUAUUUUUGAUUUUUUUUUUUUUUUUGAAAAUGAUUUUUUCCUCCUUUUUCACUCCCAUUACUCUGUUUGCCAUGGACUGCCCUUAUUGGGGAGAUGAAACGCUCAAAGCGUCUCGGAGCGUAGCCGUCUCGAGUAGAGAAUCUAGUGCAGGAAAAGGAGAAUCUAGGCAGCUCACCGGGGGUGUUUGUACUUCAGGACAGACUGAAACGCCCCGGCUGAGAGAAAGCAAAGCAACAUUUCGAGGAAGGUAUACUCAUACACACACACACACAUAAGACAUUUGUAAAUCAUCCCCGACCUUAGUAACGGACUCCCCCGUUUCCUUUAUUUAUCACAGAGUGAUUGUAAAUAUCACCAAAAUGGAUUCCUCUGAUGUGUGUAUUUAACUGAAGUCCCUUGCGUUUUUUUUUUUCAUCCAUUUUUUUUUUUUUGUGAUUUUUUUUUUUUUUUCUUUUUUUCUUCGUGCAGGCGGAUUCAGAGAGGGAAAUACACACACUAAAACUCAUGUUGAAACUAUGUUCACUGGUCUCGUUUCUCUCCAAAGGCGGGGGACUCGCAAAGGACUGACAGUGCUCAGUUUUUCCUCCUCCAGUGGCGGAGCUCUGAUCUCCUCACGCCGGCCUCAGGACGUUACAGAACUGUAGGGGGUCAAAGAUUGAAACCUCUCCUUUUAGCUCCUCCCACUCUCGGUCAGUAAGGACCGCCCCCCCCCCCCCCCCCUCCUCCACCUGUAACCCCGCCCACCAUCCCUUAGCCCCAACACCACUUGUACAGGUGAAUAAAAAAAGUUGCUAAAUGUGAAAUGUUACUAAAGAAAAAA
Molecule: messenger RNA, 2807 nt
Organism: Salarias fasciatus (jewelled blenny)
Lineage: Eukaryota; Metazoa; Chordata; Actinopteri; Blenniiformes; Blenniidae
Product: thymocyte selection-associated high mobility group box protein TOX-like
Biological process (GO): regulation of transcription by RNA polymerase II
Cellular component (GO): nucleus
Molecular function (GO): chromatin DNA binding
Source: RefSeq, a predicted model, not a curated record